UGUCACGUUAUUUCUUCACACCUACGUUUCUUUGAAUGCAGCAUAUGUGUUUCAAACUCCACUGAUAACUCAAAUUUCCGAGCUUUACUAAAUACAGCAGAAAUCCUCCCAACUCCACUUGCCACACCUGAACAUUAAUGUGUUCAGGCAUUUGUCGGACUUCUGCACUGUUCCCAAAAAGCCAGACGACCACAGGCCUAAAGCCAACCCAGCUGAUGUGCGUAUGUAGACCUUUGAAAGACUAGUGUGGGAAGGACAUCACAGCCCCCCUGCUGGACCACCUGCUGUUUGUCUACAUGUCUAACAGGUAAGGUGCAUGGGGAGCAUGUUGAUACUGGAGCUCCCACCUGGGAGACAGGAGGGCGUGGCCAGAGAGAAGAGGCAAGUGAGGUGGUGGAAAACACCAGGAUCCAGGUGUUAUGCAGUGUUGAAGGAAACUGCUGGCAGUCACCACAGGGAAAUAGUUCAUUUAUUCAGCGUAUCCAUUGCCAAGGUUGACGAGCUUGAUGCCUUCCCAGGUUUAUCCGGUUUCUAAGUUUGCUGACAGCAUAAUCUGAGUCUUUGAGUCUCUCAUCAGCACCAUGGCCAAGGAAAGUGUUGAAUCUGGCCUAACAUGGGAAGUGAGAGCAAACAGCCGCCACUACCACAAACACAAACAGAAGAAAUCCUUUCUGUGUUUCUGCUGGGGACGGUAUGCGGACAAUAUGGUGCGCAGUUAUAAGUACUCCCCCCUGACUUUCCUGCCUCUGACGCUGUUUGAACAGUUCCAGCGUGCGGCCAACUUUUACUUCCUCCUCAUGGUGGUGAUGCAGUGUGUCCCUGUCAUCUCAUCUAUACCCUGGUACAUCACCAUCAUCCCCCUGCUCAUUGUAUUGUCUGUGAGAGGGUUCAAAGACCUGGCCAAUGACCUGGCGAGGAGACGCAGUGAUUCUCAGAUUAACUCCCGACCCUGUGACGUACUCAUCUCCCAAAGUUUCAGCACAGCGCAGUGGAAGGAUUUGUGUGUGGGAGAUGUGCUGCGGAUCCAUAAAGACCAAAUCAUCCCCGCGGACCUUCUUCUUCUAUGCAGCUCAGAGCCUCACAGCCUUUGUUAUGUGGAGACAGCGGACAUUGACGGAGAAACCAACCUCAAGUAUCGGCAGGCCCUCGCUGCUACACACAAUGAACUGACCUCUGAACCCUCAGAGGAGACCCUCGCUGCCUUCAAUGGUGUUGUGCUCUGUGAGGAGCCCAGUAAUCGCCUGUACACCUUCAUAGGCCAGCUGAACUGGCGAGGAGAGUCUCAUCCGCUGGACAAUGAGCACAUCCUGCUGAGGGGAACAGUCCUACGCAACACAAAGAUCGCCUACGGCAUGGUGAUAUACACUGGCGCGGACUGUAAGAUCCUGAGGAACUGUGGCAAACUGAGAGUGAAGACAACCCAAAUGGAGAAGAUUCUCAACAGAGUUGUGAUUGGGAUCGUGCUGUCCCUGCUGCUGGCAGCCCUGCUCCUGGCCAUCGGCUGUGGUGUUUUUUCGAGUCGCACCUCGACCCAGACUGAGGUCAUGUCUGCUCUGUUGGUUUACGGCAAUCCCAUCUACACAGCGUUUCUCACCUACUGGAGCUACAUCAUCCUGCUCAGCCCUGUCAUGCCCAUGGCUCUUUACAUCUCUUUUGAGGUGGUCCAUGUGGUCCACAGCCUGUUCAUUGGCUGGGAUAUUGAGAUGCAUUGGGAGCAGACAGACGUACCCGCACAGGCCAGGAAUACCUCCCUGAACGAAGAGCUAGGCCAAGUAGGGUACCUGCUGAGUGACAAAACUGGGACACUAACCGAGAACCGGCUGCUCUUUAGACAGUGCUGCAUUGAUGGGAAGAUCUAUGGUGAUGCAUCAAUCAGUGCUGAGGAAACAGAGCCAAUGGACCUAAGCUGGAAUCCGUUCUCCUGUGGUGGUUUGUACAUGUCGGCUCCCAGGCUGGUGGAAAAGCUGAGGGGACAGCAGUGUCCAGUUAGCAGGCAGUUCUUCACAGCGCUGGCUUUAUGUCACACUGUCAUGGCAGAGUGGAGGCAAGGGGCUCCAGUGUACCAAGCUGCAUCCCCAGAUGAGGAGGCUCUUGUUGGUGCAGCCAGGGAGCUUGGCUGGGUCUUCCUCUCCAGGACAAGAAACUCUCUGACAGUCUCUGAGCUGGGAGUCAUCAGGGACUACCAGUUACUGGCACUGCUAGACUUCACGAGCCAGAGAAGACGCAUGUCUGUACUGGUGCGGGAGCCGGAGGGCGGGUUAAAGCUCUACUGUAAGGGGGCUGACAUUGUGAUCCUGGAGAGGCUGCAGAAGAACUGCCCAUGUCUGGAGAGCACUGAAACAGCCCUGGAGUUGUUUGCCCAUGCCUGUCUGAGGACACUGUGUGUAGCAGUUCGAUCUGUUCCCGAGGCAUCAUGGGAGCAGUGGAGUGAAACUCUGGACCAGUAUGCUACCAUGACGACCUGUGACCGUGACAACAUGCUGGAAGCGCUGUAUGAUGACAUGGAAAGAGAGCUGCAGCUGCUGGGAGUGACAGCAAUAGAGGACCGUCUCCAGGAGGGCGUUCCUGAGACCAUUGCUAUGCUCCGAGACGCUGGCCUUAAAGUAUGGGUGCUAACUGGGGACAAAAAAGAGACAGCAGUGAAUAUUGGAUACUCUUGCAAACUACUGGAUCCUGAUACCAGAUUACUGGAAUGGCAGGAGCUGAGACAGAUACUUCAGUCCCCAGACCCAGAGGUCAGUUUCUUCAAGGCCAGGCAGACAGAGCUGUGGGCUGUAGACAGGGAGACGGCUGGAGAAAAGACCGCUGUGGUCCUCACUGGACCUGAACUGGCUGAGUUUGACUCGAGGCCAGAAUGGGGCGCUGCGUUCAUGAGCCUGGCAGGACACUGUCAGUCGGUGCUGUGCUGUCGUGUAACCCCUGGACAGAAGGCCGACAUUGUCACAUUGGUCAGGAAACACACCAGCUCGAUUACUAUGACUAUAGGGGAUGGUGCCAAUGAUGUGAACAUGAUUAAGACGGCUCAUAUAGGUGUGGCACUUGUGGGAGUGGAGGGCAGUCAGGCAGUGCAGAAUGCUGACUUCUCAUUGGCCCAGUUUAGAUUUUUACAGAGGCUUCUGUUGGUUCAUGGGCGCUGGUCAUACCGUCGCAUCUCCCUCUUCGUGCGCUACUUCCUGUAUAAAACCUGUAGUUUCGCUCUUGUUCACAUAUGGUUUGGUUUCUUCAAUGGGUUCAGUGCUCAGUCUCUGUAUGAAAGCUGGUUCAUCGCUCUCUACACUGCUUUCUACACAUCCAUCCCAGUUCAGUGCAUGGUCUUCUUUGAACAGGACGUGAGCGCAGAGGGCAGCCUGAAAUGGCCUGAACUGUACAAGGUCGGCCAAAGACAUGGGCUCUUCAAUCCCCUGGUAUUGUCAGCAACGCUGAUAUAUGCCGUCUACUCAUCCAUCGUUCUUUUCUUCAUCCCAUUUGGAGUUUUUUACAACUCAGCUCUUGACUACCAGACCAUGGCUGUCACUGUCGCCAUGGCGGCCAUGUUCACUGCCACGAUUGAGGUUAUGCUGCUGACCAGAUACUGGACUAAGUUCAAUAUCGCAACUGUGUGUGUGUCUCUGGUGUUAUUCUUCAUCUGCACCAGGAUAACCCACAGUCCCCGUCUGUUUCAGAAGUCACCUGUCGACUAUUACUUCAUUGGUGCGUCUGAUAAGGCUUUCAUCGAUCCAGUUGUGUGGCUUACGGCUCUGCUCACCGCCUGGACGGCUGUGCUGCCCUCAGUGACUGUCUGUGCCCUCAGCGUCAUUCUUACCAAGCAGCACAAACACAAGAUCCACACCACCAGGUUGCAGCCAGUGGAGCUGAAGUCAAAGUUGAGAAGAGGAAACUCUGUCCGACGCUCCUCCUACGCCCUCUCUCAGGGUCGAGGGCCGAGACACCUCACCUCUGGGACGUCCGCCCACAGCAGAGUGCCAUCAGUGAAAGACAGGGUGAUUGCAAGUAAUGACCCCACUGACUCACAAGGCCCAAAUCACAUAAAGGAGAAAAGUGAUACACUAAGCUAUGAGAGACAAAACAUCUCAUCAAAACAGAUGAAUCAUGACGGAUGAUCUCAUAUUUUGAUACAGGAUAUUCGUGUGUGUGUGUGUGUGUGUGUGUAUAAAACAAUGGGACAGAUUGCUCAAAUGUGUUUCUGUGGCCACUUCUCACUCUGUACCUUAACUUUUAUAUGAUGAAUUUUUUCCAAUGAGAUGAAUU
Molecule: messenger RNA, 4248 nt
Organism: Myripristis murdjan (pinecone soldierfish)
Lineage: Eukaryota; Metazoa; Chordata; Actinopteri; Holocentriformes; Holocentridae
Gene: atp8b3
Product: ATPase phospholipid transporting 8B3
Exons: 32
Coding region: 582-4100 (1172 amino acids)
Biological process (GO): phospholipid translocation; Golgi organization
Cellular component (GO): plasma membrane; trans-Golgi network
Molecular function (GO): ATP binding; magnesium ion binding; ATP hydrolysis activity
Source: RefSeq, a predicted model, not a curated record